AUGCCGCUAUCUGACAAGGAUACUACGCCGACGCCAGGCAGCUCGACCGUUGCUCCUCCGCCAGGAGCCAAGUAUCGAGGCGCGGUGGUAGACGACCUGCAACUGCCGCCUGCUUUCUGCCUGCCUCAUGAAGCUCCCCUAGCGGCUGCACUGGAAGCUGCAUAUGAGAGGGAGUUUGAUCAACUACCAGUGCUAAGCGACCGCCGAAAACCCAUCGGCUAUCUCAACGUACCAUCACUGAAGGAGAAGUACAAGCGAGGGGAAGCUCGGGACGAUGAUCAACUCUACCGCCACACAACGCACUUCCCUCUCGCUUCCAAAUCGCAUCCCUACACCGUCAUUACGCCCGAUACGCCACUGGAGGAAUUAGAGGAGUUCUUUCGAUCAAAAGGUACCGAGUUUGCACUGGUGACAGACUAUCAGCGCAAAUGGGUGUUAGCGGUGGCGACUUUGACAGAUCUCGAGACAUUUGUCAAGCGGAGAGGAUAG
Molecule: messenger RNA, 489 nt
Organism: Dioszegia hungarica
Lineage: Eukaryota; Fungi; Basidiomycota; Tremellomycetes; Tremellales; Bulleribasidiaceae
Exons: 6
Coding region: 1-489 (162 amino acids)
Source: RefSeq, a predicted model, not a curated record